Molecule: messenger RNA, 516 nt
Organism: Protomyces lactucae-debilis
Lineage: Eukaryota; Fungi; Ascomycota; Taphrinomycetes; Taphrinales; Protomycetaceae
Product: HotDog domain-containing protein
Exons: 2
Coding region: 1-516 (171 amino acids)
Molecular function (GO): fatty acyl-CoA hydrolase activity
Source: RefSeq, a predicted model, not a curated record
AUGUCUCGCUCAAAAGCUGCUGCAUUUGUUGAUAAAGUAUGGUCUUCCUUCCUACAGACCUCCGGUAUGGAACCGCAAAUGCUCAAAAACAUGAUCAUCGACUCUGCAUCACCGGGCCUCGUCAAGGCUUCGCUCAAGAUUGAAAAGAUACAUUGUAAUCGACUCUCUAUCCUGCAUGGCGGCACCGUCGCUUGUAUUGUUGAUACAGGCGGUUCCCUGGCUGUAGCUUCACGAGGACUCUACGCGACAGGCGUCAGCACAGACAUGAAUAUCGCCUAUAUCAAAGCCGGUGGUCAAGUCGGAGACACCAUCACUGCAACGAUGAUAUGCGACUCGCUCGGUAAGACGCUUGCCUACACGCGCGUUGAAUUUCACAAUGCACAAGGUGUCUUGUUUGCAAGAGGCUCUCAUACAAAGCACGUCCAGAAAGCACUUAAGCACGCGGACAACAUUGUGCACGAAUUGAGGCCAGAGACCAAAUCUCAAGUUAGACAAGCUUGGACUGUGCCUACCUAG